CCGGAACAGUUGAUUACACUAUCUGAAGCGCGGAAACGAAUUGUCUCGAUCCAAAGUCCCACUCGCGGGCGAGCAUAGGGACCGGAAUCAGGACCGGAACCCACCGACGACUCCGGAGUGCACUUGAAGCGGGGAAGCAUUGGGAGGAAAGCAAUCGCAAAACAAACUUCGCAAAGCUUCAAAAUGUUGGUCGAGCUGAGUGCCAAACAAAAAUUCCUGACGCUGUCCGGCAUCACAGCUGUGGCGAUGGCGGCGUCAUUAGCGAUCGGACAGAGAUUGAUACCACAAACGCUACUGACCGGUCUCUUUUUUUACCUCAUAUCCGGCGAUCGACCGUCGACCGUGUACGCCUCCGUCCGUUCGCUGCCUCGGGAUUUACGCACGGCGGUCAUCUUUCUCAAGCUCAACCUGUCACUGUACCGGUAUGAACGGGCCGGUGCCACGGUGGUGCAAAUCUUCGAGAGCGUCGUGGCCCGGCAUCCCCAAAAAGCGGCCUUUCUGAUGGACAACCGGCAGCUAACGUUCGGCGAGGUGAAGCAGCUAGUCGACCGCGUGGCCGCUCACUUCUAUGCGAAGGGUUUCCGGAAGGGCGACACGAUUGCGCUGCUCAUGGAGACCCGCCUGGAGUAUCCGUGCAUCUGGCUCGGGCUGUCGAAAAUCGGCAUCGUAACGGCACUGAUCAACUCGAACCUGCGCAAGGAAACGCUGCGUCACUCGAUAGCGGUGGCUAAUUCGAAAGCAAUCAUCGUUAGCACGGAGCUGGCCGGAGCGAUCGCCGAAAUAUACGAGCAGGACGGCAUAAAAGGCUUACCGGUGUACCGGUUUCGCAGCGCAGACGACGAGGACGGAACCACCAAUAGUGACCCAUUGCCAGAUGCCGAAGAUUUAAGGCUCAGCGCGGACGGCGGUGGCUCAAGCGUAGAUUUAAGCGCCAUCCCGAAUGAUAUAUCACCGAAAGAUAAAUUGGUUUACAUCUAUACGUCCGGCACGACCGGUAUGCCAAAGGCGGCCGUCAUCACGAACCUAAGGUACACCUUCAUGGCCCUCGGGUGCUAUUAUAUGCUGAGCUUCCGCGAUGACGACAUCAUUUAUAAUUCAUUGCCGCUUUAUCAUUCGGCCGGCGGCAUGAUUGGCGUCGGCAGCGUGGUGCUGUGUGGUUUGACGGCGGCCUUGCGCAAAAAGUUUUCCGCCUCCAACUUCUGGACCGAUUGCAUCCGGCACAAGUGUACGGUGGCGCAGUACAUUGGCGAGAUCUGUCGAUUCGUGCUGAUGACACCGCCCAAGGCGACCGACACCCAGCACAGUGUGCGGCUAAUGUUCGGCAACGGGUUGCGGCCCCAGAUAUGGCCACAGUUCGUGUCGCGCUUCAACAUUGCCCAGAUUGGCGAGUUUUACGGCUCCACGGAAGGCAACUCGAAUUUGUUAAACAUCGACAACACGAUGGGGGCCGUCGGAUUUGUGCCGAACUUUGCCAAAGCCAUCUACCCGGUCACGCUGAUAAGAUGCGAUGAGGAAACGGGUGAAGUUAUCCGCGGCGGGAACGGUUUCUGCAUCAAGUGUAAACCGGGAGAACCGGGCGUUUUCGUGGGGAAGAUCAACCCGAAGAAGGCACUCAACUCGUUCGUGGGCUACGCUGACAAGGCAGCCUCGGAAAAGAAGGUCCUCCACGACGUGUUCCGCACCGGCGAUAUCUAUUUCAACUCGGGUGACAUCCUGGUGCAGGAUCUGCUCGGUAACUAUUACUUCAAGGAUCGAACGGGCGAUACGUUUAGAUGGCGCGGUGAAAACGUAGCCACGUCGGAGGUGGAAGGCGUCAUCACGACGAUUGUGGGGCUGAAGGAUUGUGCCGUGUACGGAGUUGACAUUCCUGAAAUCGAAGGUAAAGCGGGCAUGGCAGCUGUCGUGGAUCCGGAAGGAAAAGUGGACAUGGAGCAGCUGGCGGCCGGCAUUCGGGCCAGUUUGCCCCCGUACGCGAGGCCACUGUUCAUCCGUGUGCUCUCGGAGGUACCGAUGACGACCACGUUCAAGCUGAAGAAGCGUGAACUGCAGGUGGACGGAUACGAUCUGGGCAAGGUGAAGGAUCCGAUCUACUACCUGCAGAGCAACGGCACGUAUCGAUUGUUUACGCCGGAAGAUCACGAAAGCAUACGGAGCGGCAAAGCGAGGCUAUAAGCACACGGGUUGUGCCGUUAUGGGGGCCUACAGAAGCUGUACGCGGAGAUACUCUAGCUCUGUUUCGUUUUUAACAGUUUUUUCUUUGCCAUCAACACCAAAAAUAAUACCAAAAGGACUGAAAUUUCCCGAACCGAACAAAAUACGGAUGCGCGCCCUACGUUUCGAAUGCAUCGCCGCGCUGCUGUAGGGUUGUGUUCCGUGAACAAUUCGUACGAUAAGAUUGUUGCUUUUAUACGUUUCUCACUAUGUUUGUAGCAAAGUGGUCGAGCCUUAAGAGAGAGCACUCGUAGCAAUAAAGUAUGUACUAUGGACAUGAAC
Molecule: messenger RNA, 2493 nt
Organism: Anopheles bellator
Lineage: Eukaryota; Metazoa; Arthropoda; Insecta; Diptera; Culicidae
Gene: Fatp3
Product: long-chain fatty acid transport protein 4
Exons: 10
Coding region: 184-2172 (662 amino acids)
Biological process (GO): triglyceride homeostasis
Cellular component (GO): endoplasmic reticulum
Molecular function (GO): long-chain fatty acid-CoA ligase activity; long-chain fatty acid transmembrane transporter activity
Source: RefSeq, a predicted model, not a curated record